This is a messenger RNA of Manis javanica (Malayan pangolin), 5240 nucleotides long. RefSeq names its product Rho related BTB domain containing 3 (gene RHOBTB3). Gene Ontology annotation, molecular function: GTPase activity; protein binding; GTP binding. The record is from RefSeq and is a predicted model, not a curated record. Lineage: Eukaryota; Metazoa; Chordata; Mammalia; Pholidota; Manidae.
GGAGGACUGGUGAUCGGGAGCUCGCCGGUUGGGCGUUGUAUUUAUUAAUUUAUAUUCCACGGCGUCCCGCGCGGGCCGCUCUUUGUAUCCGGCAGCAGCUGCCCGGGCUCCAGGGCCUCGGCGGGGAGCGCGUCCCCGCAGCCGCCCGACCCCCGCGGCCGGCACGUGCUGCGCCCGCCCGCCGGGCCGGCGGAGGGGGGCGGCGGCCCCGCUCUCCUCCUCACCCGUCUCGGCCGGAAGGAGGAGCAGCCGCAGGAGGCGACAGCUGCCCGGCCGCGGGAGCCCGGCGGAGAGGGGGCUGCAGCGCCCAGGCGCCUGGCGACUCCCGGCAGCGGCGACCCGGGAGGCGGGGAGCGGCGGCCGCCGGGAUGUCCCCGGGCACUUCCUGACUGGCUGGCAGGCGCGCGCGGCCCGACUCGCACGGCCCGGCCCCCCUUGGUGGCUGGGGGGCCCGCUCUGCGUCGGCCGCGGCGCGGUGGAGGCGCGCGAAGGGGCCGCAGCCGGGGAUGAGCUGACUGCGGCUAAGUACGCCGCCCACGGGCCGCGAGAGGCCGCGAGGAGCCGCUUUUCUCCCAGUCGUCGCCCGGCCCUUGGAUUCGAGAUCAUGUCCAUUCACAUCGUGGCGCUGGGGAACGAGGGGGAUGCGUUUCACCAGGACAAUCGGCCGUCGGGGCUCAUCCGCACUUACCUGGGGAGAAGCCCGCUGGUCUCAGGGGACGAAAGCAGCUUGUUGCUGAACGCGGCCAGCACGGUCGCGCGCCCGGUGUUCACCGAGUAUCAGGCCAGCGCGUUUGGGAAUGUCAAGCUGGUGGUUCACGACUGUCCCGUCUGGGACAUUUUUGACAGUGAUUGGUAUACCUCUCGAAAUCUGAUUGGGGGCGCUGACAUCAUUGUGAUCAAAUACAAUGUAAAUGACAAGUUUUCAUUCCAUGAAGUAAAGGAUAAUUAUAUUCCAGUGAUAAAAAGAGCAUUAAAUUCAGUUCCAGUUAUCAUUGCUGCUGUUGGUACCAGACAAAAUGAAGAAUUACCUUGUACAUGCCCACUAUGUACCUCAGACAGAGGGAGCUGUGUCAGUACAACAGAAGGGAUCCAACUUGCUAAAGAACUAGGAGCUACUUAUCUUGAACUACACAGCCUUGAUGACUUCUACAUAGGAAAAUAUUUUGGAGGAGUGUUGGAGUAUUUUAUGAUUCAAGCCUUAAAUCAGAAGACAAGUGAAAAAAUGAAGAAAAGGAAAAUGAGCAACUCGUUUCAUGGAAUUAGACCACCUCAGCUUGAACAACCAGAAAAAAUGCCUGUCUUAAAAGCUGAAGCAUCACAUUAUAACUCUGAUUUAAAUAAUUUGCUGUUCUGCUGUCAGUGUGUGGAUGUGGUAUUUUACAACCCAGAUUUUAAGGAAGUUGUAGAGGCCCACAAGAUCGUUCUUUGUGCCGUAAGCCACGUCUUCAUGCUGCUUUUCAAUGUGAAGAGUCCCACUGACAUUCAGGAUUCCAGUAUCAUCCGAACCACCCAGGAUCUCUUUGCUAUAAACAGAGAUACUCCAUUUCCAGGUGCUGGCCAGGAUUCUCCAGGCAACCCACCAUUGCGAGUCAUUGUUAAAGACGCCCUCUUCUGUUCUUGCUUAUCGGACAUUCUGCACUUCAUUUAUUCAGGUGCUUUUCAGUGGGAAGAAUUGGAAGAAGAUAUCAGAAAGAAGUUGAAAGAUUCUGGGGAUGUUUCAAGUGUAAUUGAGAAAGUUAAAUGCAUUUUAAAGACACCAGGAAAGAUUAAUUGCCUGAGGAAUUGCAAAACCUAUCAAGCCAGAAAACCUCUGUGGUUUUAUAGCACUUCCCUCAAAUUUUUCCUUAAUAAACCAAUGCUUGCUGAUGUUGUCUUCGAAAUACAAGGUACGACAGUGCCAGCCCACAGGGCCAUCCUGGUGGCCCGUUGUGAAGUGAUGGCUGCCAUGUUUAAUGGGAAUUACAUGGAAGCAAAGAGUGUUCUGAUUCCAGUUUAUGGUGUUUCCAAAGAGACCUUCCUGUCAUUCUUAGAAUACCUGUACACAGACUCCUGUUGCCCAGCCGGUAUUUUCCAGGCUAUGUGUCUCCUGAUCUGUGCUGAGAUGUACCAGGUGUCCCGACUGCAGCACAUCUGUGAGCUGUUCAUCAUUACACAGCUGCAGAGCAUGCCAAGCAGGGAGCUGGCAUCCAUGAACCUUGAUAUAGUUGACCUGCUCAAAAAAGCCAAGUUUCACCACUCCGAUUGCCUUUCAACCUGGCUACUUCAUUUCAUUGCCACUAACUACCUCAUCUUCAGUCAAAAGCCUGAAUUUCAGGACCUUUCAGUGGAAGAACGCAGUUUUGUUGAGAAGCACAGAUGGCCAUCGAAUAUGUACUUGAAACAACUUGCGGAAUACAGGAAGUAUAUUCACUCUCGGAAAUGUCGUUGCUUAGUAAUGUAACCUGGAGCUUUUAUAUACAUAUGCUUUUUAAAUUAUUAUUACAAAGGGGAUAACUCUGGGUUCCAGUAAAAUUCUUAUGACCGAUACCCAUAAGGGCGUUAAAAAAAAAUCAGCAUACAGCUUAAUGUGUUUAUUAGUUCUCUUCGUAAAAAACUGCUAUUGCAAUCUUAAAAGGGAACAAAAUACCCACGGGCUAAAACUAAGGCUUCACCCUUGUGUAUAAAGCUGUUGUACAGCUAUUUUUUCCUUUAAAUGCCCUGUUGCUUUAGUGAUAUUAAUAUUCCCCCAGUUAAUAAAUGUUUAAAUUAAAAAAAAAAUCACAUAGGAUUAAUACAGAAAUUUCAUCAUGUCCUGAUUAAUUGCUCUAUUAAAAUAAGGGGCAUUCAAAGGCUCAGUAUGACUAUCUCUAUAAUGACAAAUCUAGGGUAAAUUGAUCAAUCUGAAGUUUUCGGAAUAGAAAUUUGCCUGGGAUUUUGAAAGUGAAGUGCCACAUGGUUUCAAGUCAGUGUCUGUGUUAGAGCCAUCAUGAAAAAAAAUUUCCGUUUUUUAUCUGGACAGCCCACUGAGCCCCCUUGUCUCCUCCCUGGGAUUCCGAUUAGGUAGGAACCCUAAACAGUGCUGGCCUUAUGGCCGUGUAACCUGUGUAGUCACACAGGGCCUCAUGCUUGGGGGGGCCCCAUGCUUGGUUCAGUGCUCUGCUAUCGCCAUCUUGAAAUCCUAAUACUGUUUGAAGAAGGGCCCUGCAUUUCACUCUAUUUGGGGCCCCCAAAAUUACAUGUAUCUCCUAGCAGGAUAUGGCUGUUUUCCUGCUCAAGCAUCAUUCUUUUCAAAAACAGUAAGAGGCACCAACAUCAAGGGAGGAGAAUGAGGCUUGCUGGAAGGGGAGAGAUCCCAUGGGGCCCCUCAUCCUUGGGAAAGUCUGUACCCCCUCGGGCCUCUGUUGACACGUUGCCUGGCCAGUGAGAAAUGCCUUGUGUUGUCUUAUCUUUAGAACAAUCACAGUCUGGCUCUAUCACAGAUGAACAAAUGCUUCUUGAUCAUUCUGCAAAACCAGAAUGUUGGUAAAAGUGCCCGACCAGCAUGACUUUAGUGCACAUUUGUAAAGAUGCUCACAGGAAAAGAUGAUUUCUAGAGAAUUUGCAAUCAAAGGCUCAGGCGUGUUUUUAGUAUACUUACUAGGAUUAGGAUGUCAGUGGCUUGAAUCAUUUGAAUUCUUUCUGAGGACCACAAGGUUAUUGAUGAGGAAUAACACGAAUCUUGCCUUUCAAGAUUAUCUAGUAAAUUGAAAGAAAGUGUAUUCAUGAGAGACUUGUUACAUCUAGUAGGAUAGAGGACAGAAUUAUAAAUUCUCAUCUAUCACAUGUCAACAAAAAUAAUUACAUCAGAAGCUUAAAAGCUGAGAGAUGGAGAAUUAGAUUACUAUUUAUUGCUAGCAUUAUUUUCAUCUGUAAUUCAGUAUUCGGGUGUAUUUUUCUUUUAAUUGUCAGUGACUUAAGAAUCCACGUAGUUUUUCCAACUACUCAAAGAUGUGAUUAAGCAGUCCCAUCCCAUAGUAUUAGACAUAAUAUCAUACAGUUAGUCCUUGGAUAUAUACCAACACUGUCAGUAAAACAAUAAAAAUUCCCUGCAUAUAUCUUCCAAGAAACCUGAUUGCAAUUGGAUUAUAUUCAUGAAGAUUAGCAGAAUGCAUUUUAUAUUUUUUGUAUUUUAUCACCCGAGCUAAUCAACUAUUGGCGAAUCCCAUUUGACAAGGAUUAGCAUUGUAAAGAGUAGAGAUACUGUGGUAGAUUUCUACAAAUACAUUCACAUUUAAGACCUUUUAAAACACAGUAAUAGCCUUUUCUUCAUAAGUAUAUUCUUGCCCCUAUGUGAAUUAUAGCACUUAAAAUUCUAAUUCAGUAACUUUUCAUCUAGGAUAUUGAAAAAUACAAGUUUUAAAAUAAAGUAUUUUCUUGAAAAUACUGUUUAACAUUUAAAUAUAGACCAUAGAUAGUUUGUAGGUUGUUUGACCUGAGUGGAAGUAGGAUUUGGAAGCUGGUACUCUGUUGGUGUUGAGCAUGUAGAUUUAUUAGGAAAGUUAUUUGCCACCUGUGUGAGUGACUCAAACACACAGAUGUCACAGCUGUCCAGAGCUAGUCAGCACAGGAGUCAAAUUAGUUUUUAAACUUGGACUCUUUAGUACCUUAGAAUUGACUCAAUUUAAAAUAACAAGAAAUUUAAAAAACUUAUAAACUAUCUUGGAGAAAUAAGUGCUUUUUGAUUUUUUUUAAACUGAAAGAUUAUUUCUAGAUGAACGUAUAUGCUUUGUGCUGAUCUCUGCUUCAAUAUAUUUACCAAUCAUUUUAAUUACAGAAGACGCUGUAUGGUAAAACUAAGGCCUUUUCUUUCUGGGCCAGGUUUUCACUUUGUAUAACCCUUUAUACGCUUCUGACUACUCUCUGUUGGUAUUAUAAGAGAGUAAGCUGUAAUACAGAAGUUUCAGUAGCAUAGCUGAAUCCACUGUGUCCAGGCCACCAUGGUAGCUUCACAUUGGGUGGCAGGAAACUGGAGACAUGUUUAACUCCAAGACAGCUAAACUUUUCAUCUGUAAUUUUUAAAAACCGCACUACACUGAUAUAAUUAAUUGAACAAAAAAAAAAAGUCCUCUAGAGUAUUUUAUUUGGAGCAUCUGUUUAAUUCAGUCUUUAAUACUUUUGCAAAGAAGGGUAUGUGUGUAUUUUAUUAUAGCCUGACCUGAAUUUAUAUGUUUUUAGUUUUAGUAUUUAACAUUUUAUAACAAAAUAAACUUUUUUGAAAACAA